AUGAUUUCAGUUCGCGAUGAAGAUUAUCAAACUGCCAUACAGAAAUUGAAAGAUGCAGGAUUUAUUCCCUGUGUUCCAACUCGCAAACCUGCCCCAGAAAUUCUAGCAAGCUUCCAGGAUCCUAGCCGUGUGAUUGAAGAAAUGAAUGCAGGCUUUAAACGCGUGGAUUGCUCUAGUACAACAUUUGAAUACCCAGAACACCAUCCAAGAGCCGGCUUGUGGAUCUGCUUGUUCCCAAAUUCCUUCACACACCUUCUUUGUUGUGGUACCACCCUCACAAAGAAGUAUGAUAUUUAUGACAAUUUAUUCUAUCCACUUGAGGAACUGCUAGUUGAAAGUUUUGUCAAGGCAGCAAUCGAUGAAGAGAAUGAGUUCAAAUGGUCUAAUUGGAGUGAAUCAUUAAGAGCAUGGUUAUCCAUGAUGACUGGCUAUCUUGAAGUUAAUAAUGAUGUUCUCGAUAAUUGCACGGAUAAGCGGGCUGUGGAAUGGUAUAGCACCAAUUUUGGCCGUAUACGGGAAGCAAAAUUCGGGCCCUGGGACCGGCGAGUCUCAAAACGCCUUGGUUCUGGAAAAGAGAUGUCCGUUGAUAUGAGAGGGCAUCCUGUCUGGUGA
Messenger RNA from Coccidioides posadasii C735 delta SOWgp, 612 nucleotides. RefSeq lists its product as uncharacterized. Lineage: Eukaryota; Fungi; Ascomycota; Eurotiomycetes; Onygenales; Onygenaceae. The record is from RefSeq and is a predicted model, not a curated record.